AUGAGCUUGUUCAAUAUACCUUUUACUGUGGAGACUGAUGCUUCUGAUUUUGCCAUAUCCGCCACACUUAAUCAGGAUGGAAGACCUGCUGCCUUCCAUUCACGUACCCUACAAGAGAGUGAACAAUACUAUUCAUCAGUGGAGAAAGAAGCUCAAGUGAUAGUUGAAGCCAUAAAUCAUUUUCUUUUGGGUCAUUUUCUUUUGGGUCUACAUUUCAUUCUUAUCACUGACCAACGAUCUGUGGCAUAUAUGUAUGAUUAUAAAUCAAGCAGUAAAAUAAAGAAUGAUAAAAUAAUGCGUUGGAGAAUAGCUUUGUCUCCAUAUUCUUAUGAUAUCGAUGAUCGUCCUGGCCAAUGUAAUAGUGGUCCAGAUACAUUUACUCGAGUUAAAUGUGCAGCAAUAAGUUUGCAUGCUGCACUUUGCCACCCUGGUGUUACUCGCUACCAUCAUUUUAUUCGAUCAAGAAACUUCCCUUAUUCAGUAGAAGAUGUAAAACAAAUAUGUAGGGAUUGUAGAAUAUGUAAAGAAAUAAAACCCAAGUACUACCGUCCAAAUGAUGUGCACCUGAUUAAGGCGACUCAGCCAUUCGAACGUAUAUCUAUUGAUUUCAAAGGCCCAUUACCUUCUUCAACCCCUAAACAGUAUAUGCUAACAAUUGUAGGUGAAUACUCACGUUUUCCAUUUGCUUAUCCUGUGAAAGAUAUGACAACUCAGACAAUAAUAAACUGUUUAGCUGAACUUUUUUCAAUGUUUGGUAUGCCUAGCUAUGUUUAUUCGGAUCGUGGAUCCUCAUUAAUGUCUUCUGAAUUAAAGCACUGGUUCUUAUCAAAAGGGAUCGCAACUAGUAAAACAACCCUUUACAAUCCAACUGGAAAUGAGCAAGUUGAAAGAUACAAUGGAAUUAUUUGGAAGGCGAUAUUACUUACUUUGAAAUCUCGAAAUAUGCCUGUAUCAUCAUGGAAAAGAGUUUUACCUGAUGCACUUCAUGCUACAAGAUCUCUAUUAUGUACUUCUACUAAUUGUAGUCCACAUGAACGUUUUUUUAAUUUUCAAAAAAGAUCAUCAUCUGGGUCUUUAAUUCCUUCAUGGCUUGUUAACCCAGGACCUGUACUUAUAAAAAGAAAUGCAAUGCAAAGUAAAUAUGAAGAUUCAGUAAAUGAGGCUCAGCUCAUUGAAGCAAAUCCUCAUUAUGCCAUUGUGAGAUUUCCUAAUGGUCAUGAGACCACAGUGUCUACAAAACAGCUGGCUCCUAUCGGAACAACUCCUAUAGUACAAACAUCAAAUGACAAUUUAGAAAUAAUAGCUAUUGAUAACUACCCCUUAACCCCUAAUGGUAGCAAUGAAACUCCGUUAGUCUCCAAAAAGGAACUAGAAAGCAGAGUAAAUCCUAUAGAGCAAAGUACUCUGGCUCCUCGUAGAUCUUCACGAAUUUCUAAAGUACCAGAAAAACUCAACUUAUAA
Molecule: messenger RNA, 1461 nt
Organism: Hydra vulgaris (swiftwater hydra)
Lineage: Eukaryota; Metazoa; Cnidaria; Hydrozoa; Anthoathecata; Hydridae
Biological process (GO): DNA integration
Molecular function (GO): nucleic acid binding
Source: RefSeq, a predicted model, not a curated record